GGUCCCACACCUAACCUGCCCCAAUUUCACCGGAACCAAAUCGAGAAACCUGUGCCAGACUCUCUCUCUCUCUCUCUCGCUCGCUCUCUCCUGUUCCAUAGAAUGAAAUGAACGUACCUUAUAUUGAUUGAUGAUUGGCUACUGCUCAAUCCCCCUUUGUUUUUACUCCGCUGCUUGAUUCAACAGUCGAAGAAGACACAAUUCUCUUAAUCUCCAUCUCUCGCCAUGUAAUCUCCAUCGGCAAUCUUCUCCCCGCAGAAACCCUAAUUGCUGGCUGCGCGACUUGUUUGGUAUUGGGGUCUCAUUGUGUCUGUACGUACGGAAUUCUGGCAGAUAUAGGUAGGUGGAGAUAGGGGAUGGUUAGAGAUGGGGCGGGAAGGGUACAUCGUGCCGGCGGAUCCACAGGCGAGUAUGAAGAAGAAGGCCGCUGGCUCCAGGACCUGGAUUCUGAUGGACGCCGUCGGGAACGACACCGUUAUGGAUGUCGACAAGUACGCCAUCAUGCACCGCGUCCAGAUCCACGCUCGCGAUCUCCGCAUUCUCGAUCCCCUCUUGUCCUACCCCUCCACCAUUCUCGGCCGUGAGAAGGCCAUCGUUCUCAAUUUGGAGCACAUUAAAGCCAUUAUUACUGCUGAUGAGGUAUUGCUUCGUGAUCCAUUGGAUGAUAAUAUUAUCCCUGUCGUUGAGGAACUUCGGAGGCGAUUGCCCCUUGUAAAGGCCAUUCAAGAAGGUCAAGAAGAUGGAAAGGAGUUAGGCGGGCAGCAUGAUGCUGAUGCUGGGGAAGAAGAUGAAUCUCCAUUUGAAUUCCGGGCCUUGGAGGUGGCUUUGGAAGCCAUUUGUAGCUUUCUUGCUGCACGCACAACAGAGCUAGAGACUGCUGCUUAUCCAGCUUUGGAUGAACUCACUUCUAAGAUUAGUAGCCGUAACUUGGACCGGGUUCGUAAAUUAAAGAGCGCAAUGACUCGGUUAACUGCUCGGGUUCAGAAGGUCAGAGAUGAGCUUGAACAAUUACUCGAUGAUGAUGAUGAUAUGGCUGACCUUUACUUGUCCAGAAAAUUGGCAGGUGCAUCUUCUCCUGUAAGUGGCUCAGGUGCUGCCAAUUGGUUUCCUGCAUCUCCUACCAUAGGUUCAAAAAUAUCUAAAGCAAGUAGAGCGAGUUUAGCAACAGUUCGUGGCGAUGAGAAUGAUGUUGAGGAGCUUGAAAUGUUACUCGAGGCUUACUUUAUGCAAAUUGAUGGAACACUAAACAAAUUGACGACGCUGCGUGAAUAUAUUGAUGAUACUGAGGAUUACAUUAAUAUUCAGUUCUUCUCUUCAUGGCAGCUUGACAAUCAUCGAAACCAGCUGAUUCAGCUAGAGCUUUUUCUGAGUUCAGGAACUGUUUGUUUGUCCAUCUACUCGUUGGUAGCUGGAAUAUUUGGUAUGAACAUCCCAUAUACAUGGAAUGAUAAUCACGGAUACAUGUUUAAGUGGGUGGUCAUCUUUGCAGGGGCAGUUAGUGCCAUUCUUUUUGUUCUCAUAAUUUCCUACGCUCGCUACAAGGGUCUUGUUGGAUCUUGAAAUCCAUAAAUUCUUAGCUUGUCGGAAAUAAUUUAUGCUUAUAGAUUCAGCAGCCCCUCAUGGCUCAAGAUAACAUGGACAAUACAAUUUUUAAGAACUCCAAUUUAGCCAGUCUGGGUGCCUGCCUACGCAGAUAUAACAACUGUAAACAGCUUACAGACUACAGAGUGACAUUUUUACCUUUUCUUAUAUCGGUUUAGCUUGCUAUUGUUUAAGCAUGAAGCCGGGUCUAUCAUAAGGCUUCUUAUCUUUGUAAUUAUGUACAUUUUUCACAAUUAUAUAUAAUGAAACAAUUUUUCUGA
Messenger RNA from Diospyros lotus (date-plum), 1862 nucleotides. Its product is annotated as magnesium transporter MRS2-I. Gene Ontology annotation, biological process: magnesium ion transport; transmembrane transport. Gene Ontology annotation, cellular component: membrane. Bases 367 to 1560 code for a protein of 397 amino acids. Lineage: Eukaryota; Viridiplantae; Streptophyta; Magnoliopsida; Ericales; Ebenaceae. The transcript is spliced from 12 exons. Gene Ontology annotation, molecular function: magnesium ion transmembrane transporter activity. The record is from RefSeq and is a predicted model, not a curated record.